AUGUCAAGGCGAAGGGCAGUCUCUCUGGAGGAGGCGGAGAGCCUUGUAGUCAAAGAGGCACCGUGUGGCCGGGAGGAGGGAGAAGCUGCCCCUCGAGGGCGAAAGGCAGCCCAGAAGAAAUCCGACCCUGAAGCAAAGACUGUGGAGGAAAGGAGAGUCUCCGAAGCUGUUCCCCCGCCGCCCCCUGCCCGGAGGAGCUUCCUGAGGGAGGUCGUGGAAAACCUCAAGCUGCCCAAGAGGAAGAUUUCGGAAGCGUCUCAGCGGGUGAACUGGGUGAGAACCCGGCUGGUAAACGCGAUCCGAAAGAAGACGUGCUUCAGCACUGUUGAGAUAUUAGGCACCGGCAGCUACUACGAGCAGCUCAAGAUAAAUAAACCAGAUGAAUUUGACAUUAUGUUUAAAGUGCCAUCUGCAAGACUUGAGCUGGUGCCCGAGAAUGACAGUGAUUACAAAGGUGCUCAUUAUUUUGUAAAACUGAAAAGGAAUCCUAAAUUAAAGGAACUAGAAGAAUUCGUAGAUGGGGAAUAUCUUUCUGCUUCCAAAAUGCUUUCUGAAAUGAGGACCAUUAUAACAGAUGAAGUAAAGACUAUAAAGGAAAUGAAGGUAACUAUGGAGAGAAAAAAACCUGGAAGUCCAGCAGUUACUCUUCAAAUUGAAGACCCAACCUCCCUUAUAUCAGUAGAUAUCAUUCUUGCUUUGGAAAUGGAGGGUACAACCUUGUGGGACCAUAAAGUGAAUAGACAAGAUAUUAAAAAUUGGCUUGGAAUCCACGAAUAUGACAAGCUACGGAUGCAGCGACGGUGUCUUGUGCCCAAGAAUGCUAAAGUGGAAGGACACUUCAAAGAUACAUGGAGAUUCUCUCUUUUUCACUUGCUGAGAAAAACUAUCAUCAAAGUAUCAUGGCAAAUCAACAAAAGACAUUGCUGUGAAACUUCGGGAAAACAAUGCUGCAGGAAAGACUGCCUUAAGCUUUUGAAGUUUCUUCUGGAGCAGCUUAAAACAAAACAUAAUGAACUGAACAAAUUCUGUUCUUACCAUGCCAAAACUGCCUUUUUCCAUACAUGUACCAUGUGGCCCACUGAUGAAGAAUGGCAGCCUAAACAUUUGGAAGAAUGUUUUGAAAGACUUUUGGGUUACUUUGUAGACUGCCUCAAAAAGGCUGAGCUGAAACAUUUUUUUAUUCCUGAAUGCAACUUGUUCGGCCCUGAUUUCAAAUGUAGUAAACUUGUCGAAGCAAUUGAAAGAGAACGAGAUAGAUUCCCAAUAUUGAGAUCCACAGGUGUGGCUACCAGGGGGCUGGUGUGUGCGCGUUACACUGGGCACACGCCUGCAGGAGGGUGCAAAAAAUUCAGGUUGGUUUGUAUUUUUUGUGUGUUUUGUUGUGUUUUUUCAGUU
Sphaerodactylus townsendi is the source of this 1395-nucleotide messenger RNA. RefSeq names its product cyclic GMP-AMP synthase-like. Gene Ontology annotation, biological process: activation of innate immune response; positive regulation of type I interferon production; cellular response to exogenous dsRNA. Gene Ontology annotation, molecular function: chromatin binding; double-stranded DNA binding; 2',3'-cyclic GMP-AMP synthase activity. Lineage: Eukaryota; Metazoa; Chordata; Lepidosauria; Squamata; Sphaerodactylidae. Gene Ontology annotation, cellular component: cytosol; nucleus; site of double-strand break. The record is from RefSeq and is a predicted model, not a curated record.